AUGGAUAUCAAACGGUACUACAGCGCUAUUGAGACCCGCAUCGGCAAUUGGCUGCUCUUUGGUGGUCGCGCGCACUUGGGUUACUAUCCCCGCGAUACCUGGUGGCCGUUCCCUAUCUACCGGUCCCUGUUGGCGAUGGAGGACCAGAUCGCCCAGUCGCUGCGUUUGGCGCCGGGCUCUCGCGUUCUCGAUGCUGGAUGUGGGGAUGGCCAGGUGGCGCUGCAUCUGGCGCGUCAAGGCGGCCUGCGCGUCCAUGCCAUCGACGUGUUGCCUCAGCAGGUCCAACGAGCGCAGGAGAACGUUGCGGCGGCGGCGGCAUCGAGAGGGCAUGCGACUACUCGAUUGAAACCAAAGGCGGAGGCGGCUGUGGGCGCAGUGACCGUACACACAGACGACUACCACCAUCUCACCACGGUGACUGCCAACUCGAUGGACGGGAUCUACACGAUCGAAACGCUCGUGCACGCGUCGGACCUCCCGACGGUUUUGGCGGAGUUAUACCGCGCUUUGAAACCCGGGGGCCGUAUCGCCUUUUACGAAUACGACCACUGGCGGGAUCAAGGGGCCGCGUCGGUGGACGGCGCCGGAGACGAAUCCCCGGCUAUGGACGACAAAGUUCGUCAGUACGGCGCACUCGCUCGCGCCGACGGGGAUGCCGGCAGCGGAGGGUGGGACGGCCUGGCCCAGGCGGUGGCACAGGCGGGUUUCGUGGACGUGCAGGAGCGGGACAUUUCGGCGCACAUCCGGCCGCUGCUGCGGUGGCUGGUCUUCUUCCUGUCCCUUCCGUGCUUGAUCGUGGUGGCAUUGGGGGUCGAGUCGUAUUUCAUCAAUACGUGUGCGGUCGUGGUGAACUACCGCCGUGGGUGGAAGUAUGUGGCCGUGACGGCCCAGAAGCCGGAGGGGCAGAACCCGAGAUGA
Molecule: messenger RNA, 918 nt
Organism: Aspergillus candidus
Lineage: Eukaryota; Fungi; Ascomycota; Eurotiomycetes; Eurotiales; Aspergillaceae
Product: class I SAM-dependent methyltransferase
Exons: 1
Coding region: 1-918 (305 amino acids)
Biological process (GO): ergosterol biosynthetic process
Cellular component (GO): endoplasmic reticulum
Molecular function (GO): sterol 24-C-methyltransferase activity
Source: RefSeq, a predicted model, not a curated record